AUGUGGCGGGCGGGGGCGGCGGGCGCCGUGCGCGCCGCGGAACGGGCGGCGGCGGGGGCGCGGCGGCGCGGCGGCACCGGGGGCGUCCCGAGGGCGGGCACAGCCGCCGCUGGCAGCAGCCGCACGCAAUUACAAUAUUCUUCAGAUGUGAAGAGCAGGACUGCUUUGUUCAUGAAUUUGAGAAAUUCAGGAACUCUGAGUGACACAAGCUCUUUAGAUGAGACAACCUAUGAGAAACUGGCUGAAGAAACACUGGACUCCUUAGCAGAUUUCUUUGAGGACCUGACAGAUAAACCUUUUACCCCAGAAGAUUAUGAUGUCUCUCUAGGGAGUGGAGUACUAACAGUUAAAUUGGGUGGAGACAUGGGAACAUACGUAAUCAAUAAGCAAACACCAAACCGGCAGAUUUGGCUGUCCUCACCCACUAGUGGGCCCAAACGCUAUGACUGGACUGGACGGAAUUGGGUGUAUUCUCAUGACAAAGUAUCUCUUCAUGAACUACUAUCAAAAGAGUUUUCAACAGCUUUAAAAACUAAAUUGGAUUUGUCCUGCUUAAUAUAUUCUGGGAAAGAAGAUACUUGAUUGUAUUCUACCUCAUGGAAGUUUAAAGACUUUAACCUCAAGCCAAGCUCUUUCUUAGGCUGAAGUACCUGAGCUUAAUUCUGUUGUUUUUAUUGGCAUCAGUAUAUUGUGCAACAAAAAUUAAAAUAAUAUUUUUUUCCUCUAGUGCUCAGUCUUUGGAUUUCUGUGUGCUGUUUGAAUCUGUGCAGUACACAUGGUUGAGGUCACCCAUCCUGUCACUUCAUGUCUUCCUUUCUUCCUGCAGAAGUAAUGAAUUUUUAGUUUCUAUAGACUUGUUUGCAUGUAAGGACUGACCACCAGGUGAUUUCUGACCAGCACACAAAAGCUGAACUUUUCUUGGUGAAACAUUAAUCCAAAACAAGAAAUGCCUGUGAGUUACAUUGACAUAAAUUGUGGUACUGUGAAUGUAUUGCAUCAAAAUUUGUGACUAUUGUAAUACAUCAUAGUCAUAUUUAACAUGUCAUAGUGUGUGUAAUGACAGCUUUUUUCCUUUGUAUUGCAGAACUUGCUAUUCUCCAAAUUCUAAAUUGUAGUGUGUUUCACCUCAGGAUUUUUUUUUUGAGCUAAACUUUAAAUUAUUUAGACAUUUUUGUGGCUCUGAGCAUGAUAUGGAACUAGAAAAGCUAGUUUGUGAAGUUUAGGCUGUACAGCAAUAUCUCUGUAAACAUGUAAUUCUUUUACCGUGCAUUUCUCUUUCUCUACCCUUUUGUUCCUCAAAGAGUAAAAAUACUUUUUUUUUUUUUGAGCUUAGCAAAAUUAAGUUCAUUAAAAUUUGCACUAAUUUUAUUCUACUGCAUUUCUUCAGUGGUUUUAGGUUAUCUUCUUAUCACCAUGAUACAGCAAGUCUCCCCCUGGUACCAUGCUGAUGGAGAAAUUUCUUAGAAUCAAAUAUUAUUCUUAGGCUGAUGAAGCUGUCUUUGUUAGGCUAUUAAAAAUGUGAAGGAAGUAAACUACAUACUCCAAAUCUUACAACAAAAACAUUUAAAAGAAAUAAGGAACUGCAAUACUUGAGCAGUUGCACUGUUGUAAUAUUACAACUUGCAGCUUUUAACUGCCUAUAAAAUGGAAGGACCAAAUUGUUGACUAAUGCAUGAGGGAAAAAUGAUACCAUAAUCUUGCAGAUUGUAUGAAAAGAUGUUCAGUGCACAAUAUUUUUCUUUUUGGUUUCUCUGAUGCUGUGGUUAGUUUGGCAUUAUUCUCUAGCUAGCUUGACAGGUAAGGAUUUAUUUUGUCACUGAAAAACAAUAACUGUAAAGUGUUCUUGCCCAGUAUUUGCAUUUAGAGUAUAAGCAUUGUUACCUGCUAUUUCUUACUACUAAACAGAAACAUUCCAGUGGAAGUAGCUCUUGGUUAAUUGUUCAUGCUAUGUGCAUGUUUUACAAUCAAUGUACAUUUCAGCUCUACUGGAUGAGGUAAAUACAAUGAUGACUCCCAGACCUCAUGAAUAUAAGAGUAAAACAUGUUUUUUCAAAAAAGUACAGGGAGGUAAAAAUAGAAUAUGUUUUUGCUGUUCUGAAUUUGGAACACUGAAAAUAAUUUAUAGCAUGUGGAAAUACGUAUUUUUAUGUAGUUACUUGUAUAAUAUUUAGAUCAAUCUCCUACAAUUUCAGGUAGUAAUUUAAACAAGUUUGUGUAGAAGUUAAUGACUUGAUAAUUGGAUCGAGGAUACCUCUUUAUUACUUUGCCUGACCAUGUGUAAUUAUUUUUUCCAAUUGACUUUUCCAAAAAUUAUUUUCUUAAGUAUUUGCAUGCAAUUUGACCACUAACAUGCAUCUGAUUCAUAUUUGGAAGUUCAUUUUCCAUUCCCUUACGUCUGGUAGAAAUGUUUAUACCAAAAUAAAAUUGCAUGUGAAAUUCUUAAUUCAUUAUGUAAAGGUGUGAUUCGAAGGUUUGAUGAUAAGGGUGAAGGCCACAGAUAUGUGCAUACUUACGAAUUCUUUCUGUUUCUUAAAAACGCAUACUGGAAAGAUUCUGUCCAAGUGUGGCCAGUUGACGUGAAUUUUGUAAGAGCAGUUCAGCUUUCACAGUUUACGUGCCUUGCCCUUCAUCUGUAAUGCUACUGCUAUUUAUGCAAACAAUUUCCUGGGUUUCGAUAUCUGAGUAACAAAUGGAUUUAAUCUUAGCUGAAGAUAAAUAGCGUCAGCAAGUUAGAAUGAGUUUUAUCUCAAUGUACAAAAUGAAUCAUAGGACAUGACUCAUGUUUUGCUUUAGUACUUGCAUCAAAUUGUAAGUAGGGGGCAAGGACUCCCAUGAGCCAUCACACUUGUACAAUGGAGGCACCAAAAUGAUCCUAAUGUCAGACUGCUUAUUGCCCCAAGACAAGUAAAACUUCUGUACUGUUUUUUACUUCUGUAACUUAGGGAAUAAAAAGAUUGUUGUAUAGUUCUCCACCUGA
Messenger RNA from Vidua chalybeata, 2977 nucleotides. It is a transcript of the gene FXN, whose product is annotated as frataxin. Gene Ontology annotation, biological process: intracellular iron ion homeostasis; iron incorporation into metallo-sulfur cluster. The record is from RefSeq and is a predicted model, not a curated record. The transcript is spliced from 5 exons. Gene Ontology annotation, molecular function: ferrous iron binding; ferric iron binding; iron chaperone activity. The coding region runs from base 1 to 582 and encodes 193 amino acids. Lineage: Eukaryota; Metazoa; Chordata; Aves; Passeriformes; Viduidae. Gene Ontology annotation, cellular component: mitochondrion.